Messenger RNA from Pichia membranifaciens NRRL Y-2026, 3288 nucleotides. RefSeq lists its product as hypothetical. Gene Ontology annotation, cellular component: cytoplasm. The record is from RefSeq and is a predicted model, not a curated record. The transcript has 2 exons. The coding region runs from base 1 to 3288 and encodes 1095 amino acids. NCBI's taxonomy places the organism in Eukaryota, Fungi, Ascomycota, Pichiomycetes, Pichiales, Pichiaceae. Gene Ontology annotation, biological process: post-transcriptional regulation of gene expression. Gene Ontology annotation, molecular function: mRNA binding.
AUGUCAGAUCAAACAACCUUAUCAUCUUUCGAUGAUUCGAUUUCCCAAAUCAAUAUAAACGCUACCACCACAACGACUCCUCCAAUGGGUGAAUUUUCAAAACAACCCAACCAGAGUCAAAUGUCAGACACCAUCCUGAACACUAACUCUGCCUCGAUUUUGUCCAAUGCAGCCAAUAUCAAUGACCAACUCUCUGGUCGUGACUUCAACUCAUUGCCAGGGGUCUUGAGUUCUUUGAACUUGGAUGACAAUCCAGUUUUUUCACCGAAAGUUAAAAACGCAGGUAAUCACCCUUCAACCCCCCCAAGUGAUUGGAAAGUUGCCAAUGCAUGGUCCAAUGCAAAUACUUCCAACUUCGGUGGCUUUUCAACCAUCCCCGAGUUUUCGUCGUUAUCUGCCGGUAAUCUGAACACAGCCGUCAAUAACAAUAGUCACCAACACUCUUCUUCCGGUUCCACCGCUUCUUAUACACGCGAUGAUACUACUAAGGAAGGGGUCAUGCAUAUCAACAAUCAAAGUUCUCCUUUCAACCCUUCUCAAAUCGGUGCUGCUUCUAAAAAUACUGGAACUGCUGCCACUUCUGCAACAACCAAUACUACUAAUGCUGAAAUCCAUAACAACAACAACAACGACAACAACGGUACUAGUAGUACCAACGCUGCCAAUAUUAACAACAAUACCAACAAUCAUCCCAUAACUUCCCGGAACAGCUCUUUCAUUAUGCCCGACAACCAGCUGGAUUCCUACUUAUUUGAGCACUCGAUUACAAACACACCGUCUUCGUCUUCGAUCUUAUCACCAAAUAAACACAGAAACCAAACUUUCUCAACCCCUAUUCUGGGCGAAACUUCGAGAAGAUUGAACUAUAAUUUGAGUUCUCCUAAUAAUCAACCGUCCCAGUUGAAUGAUUUCAAUGAUAACAAUGAUACUUCUAUUGGUGAUCUUUCACAGACUCAGGUAUCAUCUGCUUUGCAUCCUGCUUUGACAAAUGAUAUCUUAUCCGGAACUGUUGCAGGCGAAUCCCUGGGUAUGGGUAUAACCCCCACCAUGUCUGGCCCUGAACAAGGUCAAAUCAACCCAUCAUUCUUUGGCAACUAUAUUCCAAAUCAAUUUGGUUUCUUACAAUCUUCUGGUCCAUCGGCAAAGGUCCCCUCAAUGAAUGGUUUACAAAAUAAUAUGAUGAACCCAGGCUCUCCAGCUCUGAAUUUACUACCUAAUCAAAUCAACAUCAAUACCAAUCCUCAAAUUCGUCCCGUUUUCUUAAACUCUCCUUCGAUGAAUGGGAAUGGCCAGCAAAACUUUUUGGCUCAGAAUUAUCCCUAUGUUGACAAGCUGAACUCUAGACCUUUCCAAGAUAUGAACAAAAAUGUCAUGAACAAAGACCUCACCAACAAUAACCCAAAUCCAAAAGAUCCUGGUUUUGGUGUAAACAAUAACGGUACUCUCAAGACAAACAAUAUCAGCAAUAACUCAGCUAAUCACCGUAACAACUUGGGUUUGAAUUCGACUGCCAAUAUUCACAGAAAGCACACAUCAAAUAAUAAGCGUGGAGAAGAUGCUUCAAGAUUUGUUAAUGCCACAUUGAGUGACUUCGCUAACGAAAUAUUCUACCUCUGUAAAGAUCAACAUGGUUGUAGGUUUUUGCAGAGACAAUUGGAACUCAAUGGCGAUGUUGCAGCAACUAAAAUAUUCAAUGAAAUCCAAUUGAAUGUGAUUGAAUUGAUGAUUGAUCCAUUCGGUAAUUAUUUGAUCCAAAAGCUGCUAGAAAGAGUCGAUGAAACUCAAAGAACCACUUUGGUUAGAAAUGCUUCCACUCAGUUUGUCAGAAUUGCCUUAGAUCCUCAUGGUACUAGAGCUUUACAAAAAUUAGUUGAAUGUAUUUCAACGGAAGCUGAAUUUCAAAUCAUUAUCAACUCAUUGUCCUCUUAUGUUGUGUUGUUGAGUAGGGACUUGAAUGGUAAUCAUGUGAUUCAAAAAUGUUUGCAAAAACUACCGCCAAGCUAUUGUAACUUUAUUUUUGAUGCUGCAUGUGAAAACUGUGUUAAGAUUGCCAAACAUAGACAUGGUUGUUGUGUUCUACAAAGAUGUUUUGAUCAUGGUACACCAGUUCAGUGUGAACAAUUGGCACUGAAAGUGGGAGAAAAUGCUGUUGAAUUGAGUAUUGACCCAUAUGGUAAUUAUGUUGUCCAAUAUGUUUUAAGCAUGGAAGAGAAUAGACUAAGAAUUCAAAAUGAUCCACAAUCUAUCAACAAGAUUCCUGAUACUUCGAAAUCAAUUGAUUUCAUAAUUGCAGCAUUGGCUUCCAAUUUGACCAAAUUAUCUACGCAUAAAUUUGGCUCAAAUGUUAUUGAAAAAUCAUUGAGAAUUCCUACUUUAGCUCCGUUGUUGAUCCAAGAACUUCUACAAAAUCCUGAGAGUCUGAAACUCUUACUACACGAUGCUUAUGGUAACUACGUUUUGCAGACAUCAUUGGAUGUUGCCGAUGAUUCAAGUUUCAAAGAAUUGAGUGAGUUAUUGAAGCCAUACUUGAAUGACGUUCGUAAUACUCCUCAUGGUAGAAGAAUUUUAUCGAAACUAAUCAGCAGAGGUGGUAAUGCUGCAGUCUUUAAUUCUGGUUUGUUGAAUGGUGAGCCAUUUGACAAUUUCGAUGCAUCUCAAUCAAACAACAACAGUAUGAAUCUAUCCAACAACAAUAACAACAGCAAUAACAACAACAACAACCAUGGUCGUCGUCUGAGUCAUAUGCAUAAUCAUGGUCAUGGUCACGGCCACAACCAUAGUAGUCAGCAUAACAACAAUUCCAACAAUAAUCAUGUUUUUAACUCUGGAUACAACAUGAAUAAUAGAGUUAUGGCUAUGGAUCCACCAAUCAUUGCUGAAAAUAAUGAUACUAAUCAUAGUCAUAACAUUUCACUGGCUUUUCUGGCUGAACUUACAUCCGCUCUUCGCUUGAAUCCUGAGAGUCACAUUGAAAUCCAAACCUUUACGAGAAGUGUGACUUCAUAUACGGCAAUUUUUAACACUACAGAAUUCCGUCUAUGUUUGGGUAAUAUAAGCUCACACGAUACCAAGAUUUUUGGUGUCUCUGCGAGCGAUGUUCCGGCUAUUCAGGUUGCCAAGCCUCUAGGAUUAUCUGAGGAAGAGAACCGAUGUGUCUUCUCAUGUUUAAAGCAGCAGGAAAUAGAUUAUUUGGGUUUUUUCAGCGGAGAGGUUGAUCUUCUUAGAAUUGAAGAAGAUUUUCACGAACUUAAUGAUGAGUUGAUCACUUGGCGGGGAUCUUUUAGUUAA